Messenger RNA from Alnus glutinosa, 2390 nucleotides. RefSeq lists its product as uncharacterized. The transcript is spliced from 3 exons. The record is from RefSeq and is a predicted model, not a curated record. Lineage: Eukaryota; Viridiplantae; Streptophyta; Magnoliopsida; Fagales; Betulaceae. The coding region runs from base 159 to 2207 and encodes 682 amino acids.
AUGGGAUUAAACAUAAUUUUCUCAAACGUAUAUUUGGUGGGACUAGGGAGACAGACAUAGCGAUUUAGCGAUACAUACUACGGGGAAAGAAAAAAAAAAAUUGGAUCGUUGGAACCUAAACCGCCUUCACGUGGAAAACCGAAGCCCAAGAAUCACUCAUGAACUCCCUCGUCGACUCAGCAUCCAUGGCGACGGACUCAGAGGGCUCGUCUUCCCCCCACCCAAACAAGCGCCGCAAAACCCUACCCGCGACCUCCAAAUCUAAAAUUAAAGACGACCGCAAUCACAAUCAGCACGAAUCCCUAGAGCAGCAACAACGGAUGGCCAAUUCCCCUUGCAUGAUCUGCUUAUCCGACUGUGGGAAAUCAAUCAGAGGAAAAAUUGAUUGCUGCGACCACCACUUCUGCUUUAUUUGCAUCAUGGAGUGGGCCAAGAUCGAGUCCCGGUGCCCCGCAUGCAAGCGCAGGUUCAGCACCAUUCGUAGGCCGUUCAAGGACGUUGUCUUUGCCCCUGAACGCGUCGUCAGGGUCCCAGUUCGCGACCAGAUUCACACUUGUCAUGCAAAUACAACUGCUGGGCCUUUUGAUCCUUUUUCAGAAGUUCAGUGUAGUGUGUGUCAUCAAAUGACAGAUGAGAGUCUUUUGUUACUUUGUGAUCUUUGUGAUUCAGCUUCUCACACAUACUGUAUUGGCCUGGGUUUUACUGUACCUGAAGGUGAUUGGUUUUGCCAUGACUGUACUGUCUGUAGAACUGAACAUAUGGAUAGAGAAAUGUAUUCUGAUAGGGACAAUGAAAAUGUAACACCAACCACUGAAGAACAUCUUACCAUCUUUGAUAUUGUACAAAAAUCAAAUAGCCCUAUGGCUGACAGAAAAUCUAGAGCAAUCUCUUCAAAUCCAAACCAGUUGUCACCUCCUGUUGCCCCUGAUGUGGAAAACAGUGUUCCAGAGGAAGUAAAUGUGCCUGGUGCAAGAAUGCUUCGUAAUGUUGUUGAAAGAGCAACUGAAUCGGGUACAAGAACAUUGCAACGUUGUCGCGAUGUGCGCAGUCAUAUUCAGGCACUUCGUGAAAACUGGAAUGCCUUCCGUAAUGGGUCACAAAGCUUCUCUUCUGGUUCAUUUAAAUCUGGCAGCCAAAAAGGCCAACGGAACAUAAGUGCAGUAUUGCAUGAUAGAUCAGGUCAACAACAUUCCUUAUCGUCCACAAGUUGUCAGAACUUAACAGCUGAAGAUGCUCUUGGUGGAAGUUCUGUGCACAACAGAGGCUCAUAUGAUAUUGAUAAGGCAUGGAAAAUGAUGAUUAAGGCAAAGUCAAUAGAGAGUGCUCAUGAAAGAACCAGCUUUAGUAAUCAGGUUUCAAAACUUCCUUUGAAGACAGGAAAAGCUUCAAAAGAUGCAACCGGUACAGUGAAAAAUCAACAAUUUGGAGCCAAGGGUCUGGGAAGAACUGCAAUGGAGAAGCAAUAUGAAUGUUGUUCUCUUAAGAGUGAAAUAGGAAGGUGUCGAUCUCCUAUGUUGGAAAAACAAAAGAAGAGUAGUGUUAGUACUAAGGGGAGUGUAGAAUCUAGUGAGUGUCUCACAACUACUCAUUCAUCAGGAUCAUCUUCAUUUUCUAGGAACAGAUGGCCUAGUAUUCAAAGUGAUGUUUGUCAUCAAAAUAGUUAUAGGCUGUUACAGAAACAUGUAAAGGGAGCCUCAUCAAACGUCACUGACGAGCACAAUGGAUCUGCUUCUUUGAUGAAAUUGGUUGGGUCAAUACCAGGAGCUUUUAAUUCAUUUUAUGCCAAAGCAGAGCUCAGAACAUCUCCUCCUGGGAAGGUUGAUUUUUCUAAGGAAACGGUUAGAUUGGGGAAGGGUGGCACUAAAGGCAAUGCUAGAGAAGAUGAUGAAGCCAAAAGUGAGAUCCAAUCUCUUGUCAAGCUGAACUUGAAGCUCCUAAGCAGAGACAAAAAGUUAGGAAACGAUGCUUUCAAGGAAAUUGCAAGGCUUGCCACUCAUACCAUCCUGGCCGCAUGUGGUUUAGAGCACCGGAAGCUUGGUGUUCACUCCUUCCCGGGCUCAGUGUGCAGCCACACUGAACAUAUUCAGCAGCUCCACAAGUCCACUCUGCUACCCAAUUCUUGCCGAGAAUGCUUUUGUAGAUUUGUAAAGGAUGUUGUUAACUCCGUUAUGUUUGAGAAAGUAGGUUGUGUUAACUCAACAAGUUAAGGUCUCUUCUAUGGGGUUAAUGCUGCCCAGCUGCUCUUUUAUUUUUCAACCCUUUCUAGGGACAUUCGAGCUUUUCUCGAGUCAUCACAAAGAUUUAUUUCCCUCUAUUGUGGAAAGUAUAUGUCAUAUUUACUUACUAUUUUAUUCGUUUUGGGAUGUGUUGUAUAAAUUGAUUCAAGCCCA